This is a messenger RNA of Iphiclides podalirius (scarce swallowtail), 459 nucleotides long. Lineage: Eukaryota; Metazoa; Arthropoda; Insecta; Lepidoptera; Papilionidae. The record is from the annotation of a GenBank genome assembly.
AUGAACGCCGCGUCCAUUGUUGCAGGCGCGGUCGGCGGUGACGGCGACGACAGCGAUGACAAGGAAAAGGAAGAAGAAGCCGAACGCGAACGGCAGGAGGCGAUCCGCGAGGCCGAGGAGCGACGCAAGGAGAAGCACCGCAAGAUGGAGGAGGAGCGGGAGAAGAUGCGCCAGGAGAUCAGGGACAAGUAUAAAAUCCCCAAGAAAGAGGAAAUGGUCGAGCAGCAGCAAUCCGAACCAGACAAUCCCCUGAUGAGGAAGAAGAAGACUCCUGAGGAGCUCGCUGCGGAGGCCGAACUUGAAGAUCAAGACGAGUUCACAAAACUGAAAAACACCAUCGAGACGCAGGUCAACGAGUUGAAGUCACAGAUCGAGAGCAAGUGUGUCAUGCAGAUGGAAAGCGAUAAUAUAUGUGGAGAGCGACCCUAUAUACUGCCGUUGAGAACAGAGCGCAUUCCG